This is a messenger RNA of Solanum tuberosum (potato), 654 nucleotides long. RefSeq lists its product as uncharacterized. The coding region runs from base 1 to 654 and encodes 217 amino acids. The transcript has 2 exons. The record is from RefSeq and is a predicted model, not a curated record. NCBI's taxonomy places the organism in Eukaryota, Viridiplantae, Streptophyta, Magnoliopsida, Solanales, Solanaceae.
AUGCCAAAGGAAGUAUUCAACGGAAGUUUUAACCAAUUUGGAAUAGAAAAUUACAAUCCAGUUUGUAAUCCUAUUGUUCUAGGACAAAAGAUUAGAAGAGAUGAAGAUGGCAUAAAAGUGGAUGCAACUCAAUACAAGCAUAUAGUGGGAAUUCGGAUGUAUCUCACAGCCACUCGUCCUGAUCUCAUGAUUGUUGUAAGUCUUAUUAGUCGUUUCAUGGCGUGUCCAACACAACUACAUUUUGCAGCAGCAAAAAGGGUACUAAGGUACUUAAAAGGUACGGUGAACUAUGGUGUGUUUUAUAAAAGGGGAGCAGCUAGUGAGCUGGUUGGAUUCACUGAUAGUGACUAUGCUAGUGACAUGGAAGAUAGCAAGAGUACUUCAGGCUAUGUGUUUAUGAUGAGUGGAGGAGUAGUAGCUUGGUCAUCCCGAAAGCAACCUAUCGUCACCUUGUCAACUACAGAGGUUGAGUUUGUUGCAGCCGCUGCAUGUGCUUGUCAAGCUAUUUGGAUGAGGAGGAUUCUAAAAGAAAUUGGUUAUGUGCAGGCGGCUUGUACAAAGCUAAUGUACCUGCUGACAAAACCUCUCAAAGUGGAAGCAUUUCAGAAACUGCGUGAAGAGUUUGACAUGUGCACCGAUUCAGAUUUGAACUGA